UGUAGUUUCGAGUGAAGUGUCUAAUAUGUACAGAUACUUCAAACUUUACAUUUUAAAUCCAGGUGAACUUCAAUUUGGCAUUACAUGCAGCAAGAGCUUACCCUUGAUUCCUUCUUUCGCAGAGCUCUUGGGAUGGAUUUCGAAGUCGCUACUCUUUGCUGCCAUUCAGGAAAGCCGCUUGCCAAAGGCAGUGCCAAGCAGGUGCUGUGCCUGGCUUCUGCAAAUAAGUUUGACAAAUUUUCCGACUACGCUGAAGCUGCUCACGUCUAUAGGAGGUAUGGUUCUCCAAACACCAAGGAGCUAGGAGACGCUAUUGCUCUGCUGGAAGGCGGUGAAUCAGGCCUUGCUUGCUCGUCGGGAAUGGGAGCUAUUCUCGCAGCCUUGCUUGCAGUGUGCAAGAGAGGGGACGUUUUGGUCGCUCCGCGUGAUCCAUACGGAGGAACUUACGACUUGUUAGUCAAUGACUUUGACAGGUUUGGCAUCUCCGUACGUCUGGAAGACGUUCUAGAUCUUGUGAGACUCGACGCAACUCUCUCUGAGCUCUACGCUGCUGCUACGGCCGGCGUCAGUGGCCGCAUUGCAGUGUUUGUGGAGACGUUCUCAAAUCCGCUGGUUAAAGUUGCGGACAUUCCAGCGAUUUCAAAGUUGUGCAAGAAAUAUGGAUGCGUUCUUAUCGUGGACAAUACCUUUGGUACUCCCGUCCAGCUCAAGCCGCUAAAGCAGGGAGCGGAUAUGGUUGUACACUCUGCGACCAAGUUUCUGGGAGGUCACAAUGAUGCUAUGGCUGGAGCACUCGUUGGAUCAUCCGAGUACGUGACAAGUGCCGCAGGAAUCGUAGCUCGCUGGGGUCUAGCCGCCUCACCAUUCGAUUCAUGGCUCGUACUGCGAGGAAUUCAAACUCUGAAAGUCCGAAUCCAGCGACAGUGGCAGUCAGCUAGCAUUCUUUCUCAGCGGCUUUCAGCUCAUCCGCUCCCUCUUCGAGUUCACGCGGCACAAGGCUGCUCGAUCGUCGCGCUCGAAGUUCCAAACGGACUUGAUGGAGCCGCAGCAGCAAUAGACGCAUUCCAGAUGAUAACGCUGUGUCCCAGCCUCGGAGGCGUCACCACCACCGUCUCCCACUCGGCAAGCUCCUCGCAUUCCUUCCUCCCUCGCGACCAGCGGAUUGCUCUGGGAAUCACAGAUGGACUCCUCAGAAUCUCUGUCGGCCUGGAGCACGUCGACGAUAUCUGGGCCGACUUGGAACGCGGCAUCUUCGCCGCCGCCGCCACCUCUCAUCCUGGGCGCUGAAAGGACCUCGAGCUUGUUAUCUUCAACAGCCGUCACAAGCAUGCCCUUAUAGGAGUCGAGAUCAGAUGCUGGACAUUCAUUACAACGGAGAAGAUCUCAAGUCAUUAGGCUGUGCGUUAGUUGACUUAAGUUUUCGGCCACUUCACAAAGGCCAUACAAGAGCUUUGCAAAUUCCAAAGUUAUGUCUCAACCUGCUGAAACACAGUCACCUUCAUUA
Molecule: messenger RNA, 1504 nt
Organism: Selaginella moellendorffii
Lineage: Eukaryota; Viridiplantae; Streptophyta; Lycopodiopsida; Selaginellales; Selaginellaceae
Product: O-succinylhomoserine sulfhydrylase
Exons: 4
Coding region: 85-1287 (400 amino acids)
Biological process (GO): transsulfuration
Cellular component (GO): cytoplasm
Molecular function (GO): carbon-sulfur lyase activity; pyridoxal phosphate binding
Source: RefSeq, a predicted model, not a curated record